AUGGAUCAAGAUGAUCUUGAUGAUCUAAAUGACCCGGAUCUCAAAGCCGCCAUUGAAGCCUCGCUUCGAGACACCCAAAGAUCUAAUCCCAGUGGCGAAUCAUCGUCUCGAGUGACCCAUCACAGUUUGGUAGAUCUGACUGCUGAUUCGGAUGACGAGUCUGAUGUGAAAGAGGUCCACCCAAAGUCCAAGUCGCUCAUUGGCUCUGAGACUGAGGAUGAGGCUGAAGAAGAUGAGGACGACGAAGAACUCAAGCGAGCCCUCGCAAUGUCCUUGGAGAAAAACACAAAGGAGGAUGUUUCUCAAGCUCCGAUUCCCUCUGCAACAGAGAAAAUUUCCACCAUGUUAUCGAACGCAUCUGCUCCCAAUGUCCCAGUGGCCUCGAAACCCUCGGGUAUCCUGGGCCUGAACCGAAAGCAGAUGGAGGAAGAGCGUCUCGCACGACUUAAAAAACGCAAAGCCGACGAUGGUUCUUCUCCAUUGCCAGAAUCGGAGUCAAAGGUUCCCAGAACCGAGCCUGUACUGAGAGACACGGCUAUCCCAUUCUCAAGCCCUACCUUGACCUCGACACCUCCUUCGAACAUCUGCCAAAGCACAGCAGCAAAUUCAUCGAAAUUUGGUGUGCAGCCAACCGCUCGACCCGUACCCCAGUGGCCCCUGGGAGCUGUCAAGAAGACACAUGUGUCCGGUAUCCCGCGAAAGGGGGAUGACAUCACAAUUGAAGAGGUGUUUCAACGAGCUGACUUGGAGCUUGCAGUUCUCAGCUCGUUCAUGUGGGAUAUGGAAUGGCUAUUUUCAAAGCUGGACACUCAGCGAACGAGAUUUAUUUUCGUGAUGCAGGCCAAGGAAGAAGAAACAAAACUUCAAUAUCAGCAAGAAACAUCAGACAUGCCGAACCUCAAACUGUGCUUUCCACCGAUGGAUGGCCAGAUCAACUGCAUGCACUCCAAGCUGAUGCUUCUGUUUCACCGGGAAUACCUUCGCAUCGUAGUUCCAACAGCAAACCUCACUACUUUUGAUUGGGGCGAGAACGGCUUGAUGGAAAACAGUGCCUUUUUGAUUGAUCUCCCCAAGAAAUCCGACGACAUUUCCUCCCAGUGCUCGAAGACUGCAUUCUAUGAAGAGUUGGUCUACUUCCUCAAGGCCAUGACCCUUCACGAGAACGUAAUUUCCAAGCUUGACAGCUUUGAUUUCAGCAAGACUGCCCGCUACGCAUUUGUGCAUACAGUUGGGGGAUCUCACACAGGUGACUCAUGGAAGCGAACUGGGCAUUGCGGACUAGGGCGUGCGGUGGCCAGGUUGGGACUUCAGUCACCCAAGCCAAUCAACAUUGAGUUUGUGGCCACAGACGUCUUCCGUCGGCUCUCUGACCGAGGAAUUCCUUCGAGCUAUCUACCUCGUGACGACGGCCUGACUGAGUACAUAAUCCGCAACACAAAAGCUUCCGCUGUAUCAUCGCACCCCAGAGAUCCUGAGAAAAAAAUCACAAAAGAGACAGGCAAGGAAUGGCGUGAUCGGUUCCGCGUCUAUUUUCCAUCCGAUCAGACCGUGAGACGCGCACAUUCUAACCCUGCCAUGACGGCAGGCACUAUCUGCUUCCAGUCAAGGUGGUGGCAGGGCGCAAAGUUCCCGCGGCAUGUGAUGAGAGAUUGCGAGAGUGAGAGAGGGUCUGUGUUGAUGCACAACAAGAUCAUCUAUGUCUCGCCGGUAGAAGCUAUUAUCCUGCCAGAUGAGACCCAGUUUCACGGAUGGGCUUAUGUCGGGAGUGCCAAUUUGUCUGAAAGUGCUUGGGGAAGGCUAGUCAAGGAUCGAGGAACAGGUCAACCAAAGCUGAACUGCCGUAACUGGGAAUGCGGUGUGGUUGUACCUAUCACUGAGACUGACCUUACUACCCAAGGAAAGCAGGGCAUGAUGAACGGUAAAGCAGAAAGCUCCGGGUAUUUCCCAGCUGGGAUAUUCCGUGACACCGUUCCGGUUGUGAUGAAGACCCCGGCGCGGCAGUUGAAGGAGGGACUGGAUCCGUGGUUUUUCAUGGGUUGA
Molecule: messenger RNA, 2040 nt
Organism: Penicillium lagena
Lineage: Eukaryota; Fungi; Ascomycota; Eurotiomycetes; Eurotiales; Aspergillaceae
Exons: 8
Coding region: 1-2040 (679 amino acids)
Biological process (GO): single strand break repair; double-strand break repair
Cellular component (GO): nucleus
Molecular function (GO): single-stranded DNA binding; double-stranded DNA binding; 3'-tyrosyl-DNA phosphodiesterase activity
Source: RefSeq, a predicted model, not a curated record